Molecule: messenger RNA, 2060 nt
Organism: Camellia sinensis
Lineage: Eukaryota; Viridiplantae; Streptophyta; Magnoliopsida; Ericales; Theaceae
Source: RefSeq, a predicted model, not a curated record
CACCCCCACAAAGAGUUACAUAUAGACAAUGCAUACAACACACAGUGUGUGUGAGAGAGAGAGAGCAAGUGCCAUUUCAACUCUCGAUUUUCUCACUCUCUCUCCACUGCCUAACGACUACAAAUCAUUUCUAUCUCUCUGUUUCUUUCUCUCUCAAAAUUUUCUAUACUUUUCUCCGCGGUGAUCUCUCCAAAUAGGGGCACUUUCCUGAAUAACAAGCAUCAGUUGAGUAUAUAUCGAUCGCAUAUGAUAAAGAAGAGAUUUGGUGUAGUGAGAGAAAGUCGAGGUUUGCGAUGGAGAUUACGUCGAAGGACGAGAGAGGCGGUGCGCCGGUGUUGGACAUUGGUACCAAGUCCACCGUCGGCGGCGGCGGUGAAGAUGUCUACGGUGAGGAUCGUGCGACUGAGGGCCAGCCCGUCACCCCUUGGACAAUCUCUGUUGCCAGGAAAACAAGCAUUAGUUGAGUAUAUAUCGAUCGCAUAUAAUAAAGAAGAGAUUUGGUGUUGUGAGAGAAAGUCGAGGUUUGCGAAGAUUACGUCGAAGGACGAGAGGGGCGGUGCACCGGUGCUGGACAUUGAUUCCAAGUCCACCGUCGGCGGCGGCGUUGAAGAUGUCUACGGUGAGGAUCUUGCGACUGAGGACCAGUCCGUCACACCUUGGACAAUCUCUGUUGCCAGUGGGUAUUCUUUGUUGCGGGACCCACAUUAUAACAAGGGGCUUGUGUUCACAGAGAAAGAGAGAGAUGCUCAUUACUUGCUUGGUUUCUUACCACUCGUGGUGAAGAAAAUGAUGCACAAUAUUCACCAACAUCAAGUUCCACUUCAGAAGUACAUGGCCAUGAUGGACCUUCAGGAGAGAAAUGAGAGGCUGUUCUACAAGAUUCUCAUUGACAAUGUUGAGGAACUUCUCCCGAUUGUCUACACUCCAACUGUUGGAGAGGCUUGCCAGAAGUAUGGGAGCAUUUUCAGACACCCUCAGCAGAAAGGGCUAAGGGAGACGACCACCAAAGCUCCUUUGGAAGAGAUGCAUAAGAAGAUCUGGCUUGUGGACUCAAAGGGAUUAAUUGUUAGUUCCUGUAAGAAUUCCCUUUUACACUUCAAGAAACCUUGGGCUCCCGAACAUGAACCUGUUAAGGAUCUUUUAGAAGCUGUCAAGGCUAUCAAGCCAACAGUUCUAAUUGGUUCAUCUGGAGUGGAAAGAACAUUCACAAAAGAGGUGAUCGAGGCCAUGGCCUCCUUCAAUGAGAAACCUCUCAUUAUGGCUCUCUCCAACCCAACCUCGCAAUCUGAGUGCACAGUUGAAGAAGCUUACACCUGGAGUCAGGGACAUGCAAUUUUUGACAGUGGAAGUCCAUUUGACCCUGUAGAAUACAAUGUCAAACUCUCUCUACCCGGUCAGGCAAAUAAUGCAUAUAUUUUCCCUGGAUUUGGUUUGCGUUUGGUCAUCUCUAGUGCAAUUCAUGUACACGAUGAAAUGCUUCUGGCAGCCUCGGAGGCUUUGGCUGAGCAAGUAACAAAAGAGAAUUUGGACAAGGGUUUGAUCUAUCCAUCAUUCUCUAAUAUCGAAAAGAUCUCUGGCCACAUUGCUGCUAAUAUGGCUGCUAAAGCAUAUGAACUUGGGUUGGCAAUGCAUCUCCCUCGGCGUGAUAAUCUGGUGAAGUACGCUGAAAGCUGCACGUAUACUCCCAAUUACAGAAGCUUUCGAUGAAUUGUCGAAUUGUGAGCACAAACUAUGGCUAGUAGUUAAUGUAGUGUGUUUCUUCAGAGUCUAUUAUAUAUUCUUGUUUGGUGUCUCUCCUUUUCCCUCUACAUUCCAAUCAUGAUGUUUCGGAACUUUUGUGGUGUUGUAAGCUUUAGAGUUUAUAUUAGAACCAUGACAGUAAGAGUCGGGUUGGAUGAAAGGUUGGUAUUAGUUGAAACAUUAUCAACUUCAGUCUCUACUCGCUACUCACUACCAGUUUAGUACUCUCUGUGAAGUCACAAAAGCUGUGGAAAUAUGUAGAAAUUCAGACUGACCUGUGAAGCAUCCGCUGCGAUGGUACUUGUAGAAUUAACCACUUG